CAACAAACAAUUAACAUUAAAAAAUUCAAAUUUCUAACACAGUAUGAACUGAAACUCACAAAGAAGAACAAAAAGAAAAAUGUCAGGAAUUGUAGUAAAGGAUCAUUCAAUUAAGCUGUUUGGAAAAACCAUAGAUUUGCUUCCAUUUAUUGACCAGAUUCAGAGCUCCUCUGUUACAUCAACUUCACUAGAGACAAAGGAUUUAUCGGGAGGAGAGAUCACACACGAGUACGACGAAUCCGAAAUCAGCGACGGAACGGCGGCGCAAUCUCCGACGAAAAACUCGGAAAUUUCACAGACGGAAAGCAGCAGCAACACCUCGCCGGAAAAGGAAACCCUAAAAAAGCCCGACGAAAUUUUGCCCUGCCCACGCUGCGAAAGCAUGGACACCAAAUUCUGCUACUUCAACAACUACAACGUCAACCAACCCCGCUACUUCUGCCGGAAGUGCCAGCGUUACUGGACCUGCGGCGGCACGAUGAGGAACGUGCCCGUCGGCUCCGGCCGACGGAAGAACAAAAACGUCGUCGUUCCGAAUUACCGCCACGUCAUCGUCCAGGAGAGCGGGGCGGGCCACAACUUAAAUCCAAACGGGUUCUUUAUUUUCGGCCCAAGUAACGCGGAUCCAAAUUCGACCCGGAACGAAUUCCCGGUUGCGUUUUAUCCGACGGCGUCGUAUUGGGGAUCGGCUGUAACUAGCCCUGCGUGGAAUAUUCCGUUAAAUCCGGAAUCUUCCGUCCUCGGGAAACAUCCGAGGGAAGAAAAUCGAAAAACUAUGAUUAGACCGAAGACGUUAAGGAUUGAUGACCCGAACGAAGCUGCAAAGAGUUCGAUUUGGUCGACGAUUGGGAUGAAGAGAGAGAAAAUCGGUUCGUUUGCAUUUAAGGCUUUUGAUCCGAAGCUUAGGCAUAAUAAUAAUAAUAGAAGCGUUGAUAGUACGGAGACGGUGUUACAAGCUAAUCCGGCGGCGUUAUCUAGGUCGGUUAACUUCCAGGAGCUUGCGUGACGAUGAAAUGUAACGGAGGAAGGAAUAUUCGGAGUAUAUUCUUUUAUAUGUCUAACACUCUAGAUAUUUGAAGUUUUAUGUGACAUGAAAUGAAACUGCUGUUGCAGAACGGUUUUUGUAUCAGCAAAUGUAUAUAAAAAUUCGAUUUUUGUGCAAUUAGCCAAGGUUUUUUAUUUUAUUUAUAUAUGUGCAAGUUU
This is a messenger RNA of Erythranthe guttata (spotted monkey flower), 1203 nucleotides long. RefSeq names its product cyclic dof factor 1. Gene Ontology annotation, molecular function: DNA binding; DNA-binding transcription factor activity. Gene Ontology annotation, biological process: regulation of DNA-templated transcription. The record is from RefSeq and is a predicted model, not a curated record. Lineage: Eukaryota; Viridiplantae; Streptophyta; Magnoliopsida; Lamiales; Phrymaceae.